Neomonachus schauinslandi (Hawaiian monk seal) is the source of this 1866-nucleotide messenger RNA. It is a transcript of the gene CDH26, whose product is annotated as cadherin 26. NCBI's taxonomy places the organism in Eukaryota, Metazoa, Chordata, Mammalia, Carnivora, Phocidae. Gene Ontology annotation, cellular component: catenin complex; adherens junction; plasma membrane. Gene Ontology annotation, molecular function: calcium ion binding; cadherin binding. Gene Ontology annotation, biological process: homophilic cell-cell adhesion; cell-cell junction assembly; multicellular organism development. The record is from RefSeq and is a predicted model, not a curated record.
AUGGACUCCAGGAGCCACACCUCGCUGCUCCUGCUUCCAGUGUUGCUUCUGCUGCUGCAGGUCAACAGCAUCAACAGUUUCCAACAAGAAAAGGAUGCUCUUACUGAUCAAACAAAGGGAGACAGCCGCCGGCCCCUACGGCGAUCCAAGAGAAGACGGGUUAUUACCACCCUGGAACUGGAGGAGGACGAUCAAGGACCCUUUCCCAAACUUGCUGGGGAGCUGUUCAAUGAUGUGUCCCAUAACAUGUCAUUAAUAUAUUUAAUCAGUGGACCUGGUGUGGAUGAAUAUCCGGAGAUUGGUUUGUUUUCUGUAGAAGAUCAGAGGAACGGGUGAGUGUAUGUUCACCGCCCUGUCGAUCGAGAGACAACACCGUCUUUUACGGUUUAUUUUGAUGUUGUGGAUCGCUUAACAAGAAAGGUCAUGGAUAAUUCCUUGAUUUUCAACAUUAGGAUCAGCGAUGUGAACGAUCACGCACCCCAGUUCCCCGAGAAGGAAUUCAACACCAGUGUGAAGGAGCACUACCCUGCAGGUCAACCCAUUUUCCAGAUGUUAACAGUUGAUUUGGAUGAAGAAAAUACUCCAAAUUCUCAAGUCCUUUAUUUCCUUAUUUCUCAAACACUGUCACUGAAAGAAAGUGGCUUCCAGAUUGACCAUAUUAGUGGAGAAAUACAACUCUCAGGAUGCUUAGAUUAUGAGACUGCUCCGUGGUUUACACUACUAGUUGGAGCGAAGGAUUUCGGAGAACCUCCCUUGACAUCCACAGCCUCGGUUCAUGUGAACGUGCAAGAAGGCAACAACCACAGGCCCACGUUUACCCAGGAGAACUACAGGAUUCAGAUUUCUGAAGGCUGCACAAGCCAGAGCGUGUCGCGUCUCCUGGUCCAAGAUGGUGACUUGCCAUUUACAUCAGCUUGGAGAGUAAAAUUUCACAUACUGAAUGGCAAUGAAGAGGGACAUCUGGACAUUCUGACUGACCCCGAGACCAAUGAAGGGAUUUUAAAUGUGAUCAAGCCCUUGGAUUAUGAAACUCACCCUAUACGAAGCCUUGUCAUCGCUGUGGAGAAUGAGGAGCCGCUCUUCCCCUGUGAGGCGGGCCAGGUCCAGGGGCCCCGGGGGGCGGCGGUGAGCACCACUGUGAGCGUGCAGGUGAUGGACACCAAUGACCCACCAGCCUUUUACCCCAGGAGCUUUGUCGUCAGCGAGGUUGACGGCGUCAGGCCCGGAAUUCAGCUGGGAAUUUUCAAUGCUACAGAUCCAGACAGAGCUACUGGCCAGAUAAGCACGACGUCCUCCGGGUUCAUCCAUGUGGUAACAGGUUGCAGACCGUCCUUCCUUUUCAAGGCUGAAUACUCCUCCACUGUCUGUGUAGACCGCACUGUGUUCUUCCAUCCACCUGUGGGCGUCCACUGGAGAACUUUCAAACCUGAGCACGGUCUUGAGAACCCCUGGACUCACAGCUGGUGUCAGAUAGAAGUGAGCGUGGUCUUGGUGACUGUUCCCUUUAAGUCUGAAAUCGGUCGGUCAGUUGAACUUUUAAUGUAGAGAAGCCUCCCACCGGGUAAUUACUCGGUGCCACUGGUCAUCAGAGACAAACAGGGACUUUCCCAGAAGCAGACUGUCCACGUAAGGGUCUGUUUCUGUCCCGGUGGAGUCUCGUGUGUGGAGGCAUCAGUUGCAGUCAUAGGAACUGGGCUCCUCGUGGGCACCCUAGCCCCUCCCUGUGCAGUGUUCAUGAUUCUGGCAGGUCAGGGUCUGCAGGGGCUGUCCUGGGGAUAUGGCUCCUCUUCUCAGGCUGUAAGCCAGCAGUGUGGAGUCCUCUGGGCCAGGGAGCAGAAGAUGGCAGAGAUCAGUGGGAUGCCUUGA